AAGCAAAGUUUACAUUUUCCAAAUCUUGGGAAGUCAUUUCAACAUUCAUUGUUAGAGACGUCUGCCAUCUUGUGAUCGCCAAUCGAAAUCAAGAUGGGAAUUUGUUUUUCCAAAUGCCGUGUUGAAGAUGAAUACACAGCAAAAUGCACAAAGCGUUCGUUGACAAGAAAUUGGAAGAAUAAGCAAAGACUGAAUUCUUCUACAAGGUCAAAGAGAACCAACACAGUUGCAGAUAUCAAGCCUUGUCUCGAUAUUUCCCAACCAUUUGCAACAUCGACACCAAGAGAAUGCCAGACAAAGAUGGUGCCGAAAAGCUACAACAUAUUUUCCGCCACCAAUGCUGUAACAUCCGAUUCACUGGUCCACGACGUAACCAUGAUCCACCAAGGACAGAUUGAUAAAGAUUCUUAUGAACUCGAAUCUGCCUCUGAUUUUUUCCCAGAUCCAGAAUCAGAUUUGAUAAUCGUCUCUGUACUAUCGGAUUUCGAAUCAGAUUGCUCUUCCAUUGAUUUUUCUGAUGUAGAAUCCGGUUGUGGAUCAGAUUCAUCGUGGGGAUCAAGUUUCGAGUCAAUCGCAAUAUCGGAUUUGGAAUAUAACGACAAAUGCGAAACAAACUCAGAAUUUGAAGAUGAAGAAGAGACUGAUCUCGACUUGACGAUUGUAACACAGAUGGAAUUUGAAGACUCAUUUUCAGUAAUGGGCUCGAGGCUAUCGUCAUUCAGAGAAGAAUUUGAUUAUCUAUCAGAGGUAGAAAUCGAGGACGAGGUGCGAUCAAGAAUUGGGGAUGAUCAUGGGAAACAGUACGUCGUUGAUGAAAUGGAUGAAUCGAAGAGGAAAUUUGAACUGAAGCAAAAAUCGGCACGACGGAGGUACAAGAUGGUUGCACAAGCUUUUGUUGGAUUCUUCAGAUCAGCGUGGAUGAAAAGUCGACGAGCUUUCAAGUUGUAGCUUUGAACGUCUUGAAAUCCAGAAACAAAACGUUACUUAAAAACUGUUAAAACGAAAUACAUGUUUAUAACACCAGAAACAUCAACUUUUGGGUUUCUCCCAUGCAAAGAAAAGGUGUGAUGGAAAUUAGUUUUCAAAAUUUCUGUAGUUGAUUUUGGACGGCUUUAUAAUUGUAAAUUAAAAUAUGUGUGGAUGAGUGCGAGUGAUAUCUGAAAUUGUCUUGUUUUUUAUGUUCUUCUCUCAGCAUCUUUAGAUAUUCUUUACCAUUCAUGGACUUAUAGACUUAUCAUUAACUUAAUUAAUUAAUAUUUCUUAUGUUCAAGAAGGAUAAGGAUAUCAUUUUUAUAUUAGUCAUACAAUAUCAGAUAAAGCCUUAUGGUCUUUUUAUGAAGAAAAACAGAAUGGGCAGUUUGAGCCUGUCAAUG
This is a messenger RNA of Rhopilema esculentum, 1373 nucleotides long. The record is from RefSeq and is a predicted model, not a curated record. Lineage: Eukaryota; Metazoa; Cnidaria; Scyphozoa; Rhizostomeae; Rhizostomatidae.